Molecule: messenger RNA, 2027 nt
Organism: Stegodyphus dumicola
Lineage: Eukaryota; Metazoa; Arthropoda; Arachnida; Araneae; Eresidae
Product: WD repeat-containing protein 43
Biological process (GO): maturation of SSU-rRNA from tricistronic rRNA transcript (SSU-rRNA, 5.8S rRNA, LSU-rRNA)
Cellular component (GO): nucleolus
Molecular function (GO): protein binding
Source: RefSeq, a predicted model, not a curated record
UUUUCACAUCUGGCAAUAGAAGUAAUAACAACAAUGCGAUAUAUUUUUUAAUCAAAGCUUGUAAAAUGUCUUUUUACCGGAACUUAACUAAUUUUUCAUCUGAUGGACAGUAUUUUGCAUAUUCGAGCCCAGAUGGUUGCUUAAAAAUAUGGGAAACAUCUACAAAUAUUUUAAAACAAGAAUAUACACCGAGUUCACAUUUAUCGGCAACGUGUUCGUCGCUUUCAUGGGGCCCAUGUAAACAAAAUGCUCAUUUACCGAAAAAAUCUAAGAAACCUAAAAGGAAUGGUGUGCAGUCAUCCCUUGCUGAUCUUCAGCUUAUAGCAAUGGGGACUUUGACAGGAGAUAUUCUUCUUUACAGUUUUACAAAUGCAGAUCUUCAUAGUUUUUUGUCAAAUGGUCAUACCAGCAUAGUUAAUGAUGUAUGUUGGUAUGGUGCUACUAAUUCAUUAUUUAGCUGUUCAAAUGACCAACACAUUAUCAUUUGGGAUGUCAUAACGGGAAAGAUUAAGACGAAAUGGAAAGCAGGUACAACUGCUGUCUAUUCUAUUUGUGUUGUGGAUGAAAACAAUUUGCUUUCCUCCUGCAGUUCCAUACAGUGGUGGAAUAUCAAAGAAAAGACAAUUAUUAUGACGUUUAGUGGCCAUGCUACUGAAGUUUUCCGAUUAUUGCCUGUCAAUAAUGAAGAAGAGCCAAGUAAAUACUUUUUGUCUGCAGCUGUGGGUGAUAGAGUAAUAAGUGCAUGGCAACUGAGCACAAGCAAUAACAGAAGAGCUGUAGCAUCAUUUGUUCUAUCAGACGAGCCAGAAAAUAUAGAUGUUAUAUGCAGAAAGAAUAUGCCACUGCUUAUGACUGUUGUUUCAAAAGAUGGUUUAAUGCACUUAUUUGAACAUACGCUCAAUGGGAGAAUGAAAAAACCAUUACAGCCAAAAUGUACAGUACAGAUAGCUUCCAAAACAGAUGAAUCUCUGGCAAAACCUUGUCCUGUUCCUAUUCUUGCUUCAAAUUUAAAUGAAGAUUCAAAUUCCUGCCUUUUAUUAUAUGGAAAUUUCUUAAAACCAAUGUUUGAAAGAAUUGAUAUAUCUGAAUUUUCUAAAGAUUUAUGUUUAAUAAGGGAUAUUUCUUGGUCUUCUGCUGUUACUAUUGAAGAUGGUAUAUCCAGGGUAAAAGAGACAGUUAAACCACAUGAUGUAAAAUUGCUUGCACCUGGUCAUAUGACAGAUAUAAAGCCUUCACAGAACAUUGCAAAAAAGAGAAAAUUGAAAGAAAAUGAUAUCACAGAAUUGCCAAUGGAGGAACGUCUGCGUGCUCUUGAUCUGAGCAAAAUUCCUGAAAAUUUAGAUGAACAUGAACCUGCAAUAAAGUCAGAUAGCAUGGUGCAUCUUUUAUUACAAGGUCUUCAAAGUAAAGAUAACAAUAUGCUGAAUAGUGUAUUACAAUCUGGAGAUGAAACUGUAAUCCAUAACACGCUCAAAAGACUUCCAUUACAGUCUGUAUUAUUGGUUUUAAAAGAGUUGCAUGAAAGAUUAAACAAACAAGAACCUAGAAAUCACCCUUGUUUAAAGUGGCUAAAAGGUUUACUAGCUGUUCAUCUGCCAUAUUUAAUGUCUUGCAAAGAUGUUGAUGAAUAUCUUGGCCCAAUUAGUCAAUUAAUAGAAGCUAGAGUUGAAAAUUUUUCAAAGAUGUCUCAAUUAAAGGGUUGUCUGCAAAUACUUCUGUCGCAGGCUGCUUCCUGUAAUACAAAUAAUACAGAUCCAUCAUCAGAGCCACUAGCUAUAUAUCAGUCAGAAUCAUCUGAUGAAAGUGAGAAUGAAAUACAUACUGAUGAGAGUGAGAAUGAAAUGGAACAUUCUGAUCAGUGUUCUGAAAAUGAGGCUGCUCUUGAAACAUCCAGUGAAAAGAGUGAUUCCAGUGACAGUGAAAGUGACAUAGACACAUAAAUAAGACUUUUAAAUUGAAAAAACUGCAUUGUAAUAUAUUCAUGUAAAUGAAUUUUACUAUGAUUAAAAAAGAUCCAUUGUUUUUAA